Messenger RNA from Carassius carassius (crucian carp), 1062 nucleotides. It is a transcript of the gene twist1a, whose product is annotated as twist family bHLH transcription factor 1a. The record is from RefSeq and is a predicted model, not a curated record. The transcript is spliced from 2 exons. Lineage: Eukaryota; Metazoa; Chordata; Actinopteri; Cypriniformes; Cyprinidae. Gene Ontology annotation, biological process: developmental process; regulation of transcription by RNA polymerase II. Gene Ontology annotation, molecular function: protein dimerization activity; RNA polymerase II transcription regulatory region sequence-specific DNA binding; DNA-binding transcription factor activity, RNA polymerase II-specific. The coding region runs from base 107 to 631 and encodes 174 amino acids.
CUUCAAGUUUGAGAAACACCUUCGUGACGCACAAAAGGAGCAAGGGACCCCGUUUCGCCGGACAGAAGGAAACUAUAUUACUUGCGUUCUCCAAACAUCAGAGGUGAUGUUUGAAGAAGAGCCGAUGCAAGAGGAGCCCAGCUCCCCGGAGUCUCCAGUGGACAGCCUGGGGAACAGCGAGGAGGAGCCAGACAGAAGACAACAGAAGCGCAGCAGCAGGAAAAGACGCCAGAGCAGGAAGAGCGUCGAGGACGCGGAGAGCCCAACGCCUGGGAAGCGGAGCAAGAAGUGCAGCAACAGCGGCAGCGUUAGCGGCAGCCCUCAGUCCCUGGAAGACCUGCAGACGCAGCGCGUCAUGGCGAACGUGCGUGAGCGUCAGAGGACUCAGUCUCUAAACGAGGCGUUCGCGUCGCUGCGCAAAAUCAUCCCCACUUUACCCUCGGACAAGCUCAGCAAAAUCCAGACGCUCAAGCUCGCGUCCCGGUACAUUGAUUUCCUGUACCAGGUGCUGCAGAGCGACGAGCUGGACUCCAAAAUGUCCAGCUGCAGUUACGUGGCGCACGAGAGACUCAGUUACGCGUUUUCCGUCUGGAGAAUGGAGGGCGCGUGGUCCAUGUCAACAUCCCACUGACGCACUGUCGCGCGCUGUCGGUGCAGCAAGAUUUCCAGAGGAGCUGAACCCACUGGAAUAGCGAACAUAAGGAUUAUAAAGGGAAGGUUCUGGAGCGUCAUGACGUCGAUGCAGCACUUACAGUUGUGCACCAGGAAUUACAAUCAGAUCUGUGCUGUUGUGACGGUGAAUGUGGAAACCAUGUGCUUCUUUCUGAAGACCAACAGAGCAUCUGACAGCAACUGCGUCAUAUUUAUUACAGAACGAAUGAAGGAAAUAUGGAGGAAACUCGGCUCAUAACACUAUCUUUGACUGGUCCUAAUAAAAAUACAUUUAUUUAUUUAUUUCUGAUUGUCAGAAUGCAGAAUAGAUCUGGUGUCUAUGCAUUUUCUAUUUUAAAUACGAUGUAAAUAUGUGUAUAUUUUCUGCAAUAAAACAUGGUUUGAAAUGUA